GCGUAUUUGGUGCAUGCAAAAUCUGCGGCAAAGAAGAGUUUUGCAUCUAGUACGCUUGUGCUGUUGUGCUUACGUUAUCACUAACCGUCGUGCUGGUGCUAAUUGGAGGAAGUAUUUGAUGAAGUGGGAAUUAAAAAGCAGUACAGUUGCCCGGGAAAGUACAGGGUCCCGUCUUGUCGCGAAACGUCUGGGGUUUCCAUUGCGUAAUGGUUGUGUUGCUCAGAAAGAUAAUGAACUCAACGUCCGCCGUUAGAAAGUUCCUGUGAAAAGCGACACGAAAAUCUCACUCCCAACAGUGAAGAGGAUUCUGCGACGAGAUAGUGUGGAAGAGCAAGACGGUGCGGCGAAGAAAAAUAAGAACGGUAUGCGAUGCGUUGGCAAACGAUCGUUUUUCGGGUGGUGAACGUUUUUCCACCGUGCCGCAGGUGUGCGUCAAUUUAAUCGCACUACAGAACAGCCGUGCGUUCGUGUGUGUUUGUGUGUGUGUGUGCUGCAUGUACGUGUGAUUUUUUGUAUACUCUUAGAAAAAAAAGGUACUGCCAACUCAGGGAAAACUGUACCCCUUGGAAUUGCCCUUGGAAUCGCCAAUGAAACGGUACGGCAACGUGCGCCCGGAAAAGUACCGACCCCCGGUUGUGGACGGCAGGCAAUAUGAGCAAACGUUCUAAGGGAGGAUUAAGCUGAAGGGACGAAAUCCACUCGAGCGUGCAGGCAGUAUGCAUUGAAAAGGUGUACCUUUUAUGACCCCUUCAUCGCCGUCUGUUGCUGCAGAUACCUGCACUUUCGUACCGACUGCUUCAAUUUUCGCUUGUGUGUGCAUAGUGUUAAAACUCGCGUACCAGACGACGGUCGCAGAAGGCAACAUUUGGUUCGGUAGCUAGGUAACGAAGCAGUCUUUUGAAGUGCAGGGCGGAGAAAGUCAAUACAGGGCAUUUGCAUUCCAUCAAACCGGUGCCGGAAAAUUACGGGUAAAUACGAGCAACUGGGCACUUUCAUCACAUCCUCCCGGACCAAUCUUCGUUUCCAAAAUGUCGUCGAUCGAGGAUGUUAUCAAUCACUACCAGACGAGCAUCAAUAAGUCGCUUAACGAUACGGCGCGGAUUGUCCAUUGUAUUGGGAAGUUAUACAAGCUUCCGAUAUCCGUACGGCAUCUACAGGAAACCGGCAUCGGGCGCACGGUUAACAGUCUCCGGAAGUACGACGGUGAGGUGGGGGUGGCGGCCAAGGCACUGGUGACCAAGUGGAAGGCAAUGGUGGCAGCGGAAGAAUCGGACGACGGUGCGACCGGAUCCGGUCAGCAGCACGGGCCGACCGAUACGGGUACAAGACACAACGGUGAUCGAUCUAAUCGCAGUGACAUGAGUGACGACGAGGAAGAUGGCGCGGAUGGCGACGGUGAUGGUGGCGGUCAUGAUAACACGAUGGCGGACGAGGACGACGUUCACGAUUACGAUGUGACCAACGGGUCGAACGGAGCGGAAGAAGAUGAAACCUACGGUGAAUCUCAGUCACGUGACGGGCAUCGGGAUGGACAAAGUAACAGUGAGAGCGCGAACGAAUCGGACGACCAAACCAAUCGUCACCAUCAAGACAAUCAUCAUCAAAAUCAUCAUCAUCAUCAUCACAGUAAAUCGUCAGAGGUUAAGGCGAGUUCCGGUCACCGAAACGAACAUCACAGUAGGUCUUCGGGAAUCAAGGAUCACCAAUCUAGUGGUAGUAGUAACCAUCACAAUCAUCACAGCUCCACAUCAAAGCAAUCCAGUAGCACUUCUAGUGGGAGCGGUAGUCACAAACAUGCGAGCGUAAGCAAGUCAGAUAGUGAUCACCGACGGCAUACGUCGAGCGGGGACUCGAAAUCUCACAAAUCGUCAUCCUCACGCGGCGACGGAUCGUCUAGAAGUUCAUCCUCCCAGGGCGAACGACACAGGGAGCGGAGUUUCUCAAAGCAUCACACUAACAGCAGCGGAACGAAGGAAACCACCGCGGGAGGAGGCAGUAGUGGGAGUAGUCACAGUCAUAGUAACAGUAGUAGCACACGAAAAGAAUCUAGUCAUAAAGAUAACAGGCAUCAUCGUUCCAAGGAUGGGGAAAAGAGUACUGGAAGUUCUAAGCGGCACGCUCAGGAGGGUGAAGACGGCGGAGAGUUGAUGACAUCGUCGUCGUCCAAACGAUCUCGUAAGGAGCAUAGAACUGAGCAGGGUAGUUCUACCUCAGCCGAGUCACCGUCAUCAUCACACUCGAAAAGGUCAUCGAAAAUAACCUCCUCCACAUCGUCCGCGUCGUCUUCGUCGAAGCAUCGUGAUCGGCACGAAAAAUCUGACGAAAGGCACUCGGAGAAGGCUGGCGGUUCGUCGAAACCGAAGCGUAAAGAAAAAGUCCCCUGCAGCAGCCAAGAGGAAGGCAACGAAGAAUCGGAUCCCGAGGAUGUUGCCGAUGGGCUGGACGGAUCGGGUGGUGCCAGUUUUGCUGAUGCCCUUGCCAUGAUCGGGUUUCCGGGGUCGAAAAAGAAAUCAUCCGGUAGCAGCAAGGAAAAGGAAAAAGUAACCAUCACUAAGCGCUCGCCGUCUUCUACCUCGUCGUCGUCCGGUGGCCACUCAUCGAGGGCGAAACUGGGUGGUGGUCCGUCGUCCAUCGGUUCCUCAUCGAGCAGAAGGGAGGGGGUUAGCACUAUACCUUCGGCUUCGGAGCUUCUGUCGCAAAAGAUUAAACUCGAGCCGCUUCCGGAGGCAUCGGAAAUUGUAGAAGCGUUGCCGAUGAUAUCCCCAAACUAUCGUCCGAUGCCACUCAAUCAAACUGUGAUGGAUUGUGUGUUUAUGGGUGGUCGGGGUAGUGGUGGUGGUGCCGGCGGCCAACGGCGACCACUCACGGAAGAGGAAGCGCUCGGGCAAAGCAUGCAGUCGAAGAACUUGCGCACGAAGGUGUACUCGGGUAUGAAAACGAACGCGAAGGGUGUCAUCCCGACGCUGUACGAGCUGUGCAUUCGGUUGCUGCAGGACCAUCUGGACGAGAUCGGUGCGACCGGUGGCAUUCCGUUCUACAUCCUAAAACCAGUGCUUGAGAGAGCUAACCCGAAUCAGCUGCUCCAUCUGGAGCACUUCAAUCCCCACUUCGUCGAGGAUAGCGAUGUUCUUUGGGAGCAGCACUGCAAGCGGACGUUCCGUGCGAAGCAACGGAACGAGGAGGAGCUCGAAACGUGGCGUGAGAUGUUCCUACGUUGCUCCGAGGAACGCGACGCGAAGCUAAAGAGCCUUACGCAAAACAUAAAGCUCGCACAGGAGCAAGCGGCAGCUCCCAUACGCAAAACGCAGCUGGCGUACGUCGAUUCCGCCGUGAAGCCACCACGAAGCGUCAUCAACAAGCAGGCCCGAUACGGUACCGCACGAGCUCCGGUUGUUUCACCAGCGGCACGUGUGGCCGCUCUUGCACAGGGAGGCAAUGUGGCGCAGGUGGGCGAUACACGUCUCCGCGUGACCCCCGGCGCACGUGAUAAUGCUCAAGCUCAGGUUUUCCAACCAACGAAACCACGCAAGGCACCAAUGAUGGCAAAGGUGCUCUCGUCCAUGAAGGGCUUUAAGACCAGCUUCCGGCGCUAGAACACGAGAGUGUGUUUCUGAAAUUGGUUUGAUUCAACUGGUCAACCCAGAAACGCUGUAUUGCACAUAAGGGAACAUAUUAGUAGUGAGAGUUAGGUAAUAGUUUUAUGGACACGUGUACACUGGUUGACGAGGAUGAGGAACAGAUAAUACGAAAAGUCGAUGAUUUUAAUGUAUGUUUUAAAUUAUACUCGAUUUUUGUUCAAAGCCCCGUUUGAUUAAGUUUUGCUCCUAUUUAGUUAUUAUUUUACCUUUUACAAUUUUCUCAGUGUCUGGUACGUUUCCCGUACGUUCGCAGUUUGUGUCUUUCAACAGCUCUUUAU
Messenger RNA from Anopheles coustani, 3916 nucleotides. It is a transcript of the gene EloA, whose product is annotated as transcription elongation factor B polypeptide 3. The transcript has 5 exons. The coding region runs from base 1029 to 3593 and encodes 854 amino acids. Gene Ontology annotation, cellular component: nucleus; elongin complex. Lineage: Eukaryota; Metazoa; Arthropoda; Insecta; Diptera; Culicidae. Gene Ontology annotation, biological process: transcription elongation by RNA polymerase II. The record is from RefSeq and is a predicted model, not a curated record.